This is a messenger RNA of Triticum turgidum subsp. durum (durum wheat), 465 nucleotides long. The record is from the annotation of a GenBank genome assembly. NCBI's taxonomy places the organism in Eukaryota, Viridiplantae, Streptophyta, Magnoliopsida, Poales, Poaceae.
AUGGCGAAGCGUUCUAUCCCCUUGCUCAUGGCAAUGGUCUCCAUCCUUCUCACAGCCAUAGCCACCACCCGGGCCGCGAGCCUUGCCCCAGCAGCCGAUGACCGGAACUCAAGAAACAUGCCAACCGCGUAUGAAAUGCUAGGGCGGUAUGGCUUCCCACCUGGCAUCCUCCCGGAAGGCGUGCAGGGCUACGAGCUCCGGCCAGAUGGUUCCUUUGAGGUACACCUCUCUAACGACUGCAAAGUCCGCAUCGCCGGGCAUAACAUCCAGUACAGUAGCCGGAUCGCCGGGAAGAUCCAGAACGGCUUGAUCACGGGCCUUGAGGGCGUGAAGGUGAAGAUCUUUAUUCCGUUUAUCCGCGUUCGGGGCAUCCGCCGCAACGGCAACGAUCUCAGAAUCCACGCCGGGAAGAUAACCAAGUCAUUCUCGGCCAACGAUUUCUGCUUCUCCCCACGGUGCAACUGA